AUGACGCUGGGUGUCGAGACCUGCCUUACCAAUGCAAGAGGGCCCCCAGCUGGAGAACUGAAAGAAAUCAGCGGCGACCUAAUAGAAAUCAGGUUUGCCAAGUACUACAAGAUGGAGAAUGGCAGUGAGUACCGCACACUCCUGAAGGCUUUUGGCAUCCGCUUUGACGUGCUGGUGUAUGGGAACGCUGGCAAGUUCAACAUCAUCCCCACCAUCAUCAGCUCUGUGGCAGCCUUCACGUCUGUGGGAGUGGGGACUGUCCUCUGUGACAUCAUCCUGCUCAACUUCCUCAAGGGGGCCGACCAGUACAAAGCCAAAAAGUUUGAGGAGGUGGACGAGACAACGCUGAAGGUCACUGCCUCGGCCCACCCAGUGUGCCCCAGCGACCAGACCACCGAGGAGAAGCAGUCCACGGAUUCGGGGGCCUACUCCAUCGGCCACUAAGGCCUCUUCCAGGGCCCCAGGCUCACCCUUGGGCUCCAGGCCUCCCGAUAGGGCAUCACACCCGGGUGAGGGAGGAUGGAAAGGGGCGGGGCUUUCAUUUCCGCUGCUCACCCCACGAAGCCACGCCGGACCCAGGUGUCUGGGCCUCCCAGUGCCCUGGCAGACAGGUAGUUCCCCCUGCUAAGACCUCCAUCUCCCCUUCACCCCUUGCCUUGCCCCUGUCAGCUUCCCAGGAGCCCCAGCGCAGCAGCACCUGAGUUUUCUCCCUUCUGAAGAGUAGAGAGCGUAAUAGUAGUAACAAGUGGUCACAAGGCACUACCGAGUGCCAGGCAGCAUCACACACAUUAUCUCAUUUAACCCUUAGAAUAAUCCGAUGAGGUAGGUAAUAGUUUCCCUGUUUUGAAGAUAAACUGCGGCUCAGAGAGACUGAGUCGUUUGCCCAAGGCCACACAGCCAAGAAGCAAGAGGGCUGCGAUUUGAACCCAGAUCUAACUCCAUCACCCACGCCCACAAGAGAAGAGUGAACUCCCAGGGGGCAUCUGCCCCUGCAGCUUCAGCCUUCGCCACAGGGACCAGGAUUAGGUUCUGCUGAAUAAAGAGUAAGCACCGGGCUUUCAACAGGAACUCAGGCCCCAUUUUAGGGGAGACCAGUUAGAUAGUGAUGCAGGUCUCUCUCUCUGACUUGGGUGGAUCCCCAAUUCAGAAGUAAAGAGGAGGCAUGACUUAGCUCUGUCCCCAACCAGGGAAGGGCCAUUCUGUUCUCUCUCUGGGCCCCCCACUCCAGCAGUGGAAUUAGGCCACCCCUAGGGUGGGCGUGAUUCCCAGACCCAGGCCCUUUUCUUAGCGGGCCGUGCUCUUUUACGAUGCUGGUGAACAGGCUGCAGUGAAGCCCGAUGCCCUGUGAGCAGGUGGUCAGCCAGGCCACCCCCCACGGGGUCCUAAUCGGUGGUCAGUGUUCAAGUGCUAGAAUCCCUUUUGUCCCACUCUGUUGUUUACAGAGGAACAGACUGAGGCCAGAGAGGGGAAAUGACUUGGGUCACACAGUUAGUGGCCAAACGAGAACCCAGGUGUCCUGCAAAAGCAAAGAGCCAGAAACCCUGCUGUGGGAGCAUCUAGUCCCCCCACACCUCUGUCAGCCUGGCGUCCCCUCCCCUUUCUGGACUCUCCUCUGGUGAGAGGCCCGGGAGUCUCCCAGGGCAGAGCUCAGGAGCAGACCCAGGUCUUCAGAAGACUGAAGCAUAUACAAUUUAGGGCAUCUUUUCAAAAUAAUACGAAAUUAGGUAUUAGAAGGGGCUCAUGCAUGAGGGUGGCCCUGAAGGACGAGUUUCAUUAGCCCCACUGUCUGGAGGUGUCUGGAAAAGUUGGAGUGUAGGCAUGACCAUGUGGUCUGAGCUGCAAAGAGCUUGCCUGCAGAUGGAGGGCUGGCCCCUCUACAGAAGGUGCAGGGAGAUGGUGGGGUGUAGAGGGGGGCAGCUUUGGGAGUCAUUUGGAAGGGACUAGUUUAGGAGCAGUGGGCACUUGCAAAGGCCUGACCCCAGUGAUGCCCCGCUCUGGGGGAAAAUGGGUCAGAUUCCAUCGCAGGAGGCGCAUCACCCCUUCCCCUGCUCGGCCUUCACCCCCACCUCAUCCUCAGGCUGGUGGGAUCACACCACCCCAGGGGUGGCCUCGGGCAUCAGGCCGUGUCCAGAGAUCUGACGAGCAGAGACAUCAGCGGAGGCCGCGUUCUGCACCUGGGAGACCCACAGGCAGCCCUGGCAGGGGUCACAGGGAUGUUCCCUGCAGAGGAGACUGCAGCAACCAUGUCCUCCCUUUCCUCCGGACUGGGGUGGUCGUCCCGCGGGUACAGCAGCCACUCCUGGGCCUGCCAGCAAGUGUGUGAACUCGGGACGGCGAGCCUGCCGUGUGGGCCACACGGAGCUGAGCCACGGCUUCUGGGCACUAGAUGGACAGCUGUUGUCUGUAGUAGCGACAGCAGCUGGCUGGGCCCUGCCGCAUCGUGGCGGACUCGGCACAGUCCCCAACGCGCCAACCCUGCUGGGGUUGCCGUGGCUUGUCACUAAUCCUACCGGAUGGAAAAAGAAAUCUGGAAUCCGUGGAAGUUUGAACUGGAGCCCAUACUCACUCCUAGCAGUCCGUUGUGUCUGUAGU
This is a messenger RNA of Leptonychotes weddellii (Weddell seal), 2592 nucleotides long. The record is from RefSeq and is a predicted model, not a curated record. NCBI's taxonomy places the organism in Eukaryota, Metazoa, Chordata, Mammalia, Carnivora, Phocidae.